Carya illinoinensis is the source of this 732-nucleotide messenger RNA. Its product is annotated as plastocyanin-like. The transcript has a single exon. The record is from RefSeq and is a predicted model, not a curated record. Bases 45 to 545 code for a protein of 166 amino acids. Gene Ontology annotation, molecular function: copper ion binding. NCBI's taxonomy places the organism in Eukaryota, Viridiplantae, Streptophyta, Magnoliopsida, Fagales, Juglandaceae. Gene Ontology annotation, cellular component: chloroplast thylakoid lumen.
CAACACAAAACAAGUCCACAAAGAAAAAGGAAAAAUCCUUAUCCAUGGCCACUGUCACCUCUGCAGCUGUUGCCAUCCCAUCAUUCACCGGCCUAAAAGCAGCCGGUGCAGCCAAAGUUAACGCCACCGCUAAAGUCUCAGCCUCUGCAGUCCCAAGGCUCAGCAUCAAGGCUUCACUCAAGGAUGUGGGCGUUGCUGUUGCGGCCACCGCCGCAAGUGCACUGCUUGCAAGCAAUGCCAUGGCCAUAGAGGUCUUGCUCGGCGGUGAUGAUGGGGGCUUGGCUUUCAUUCCCAACAGCUUCAGCGUCAGCCCCGGAGAGAAGAUAGUGUUCAAGAACAAUGCAGGUUUCCCCCACAACGUUGUAUUCGAUGAAGACGAAAUUCCCAGCGGUGUCGACGCCGGGAAGAUCUCCAUGAGCGAGGAAGACCUCCUCAAUGCCCCAGGAGAGACGUACGCUGUGACCUUGACAGAAAAGGGAAGUUACUCCUUCUACUGUUCUCCUCACCAGGGAGCAGGCAUGGUGGGAAAAGUGACCGUUAAUUAAGUUAGUUUGAAAGCUAGCUCUGCUAAGGAUAUCACGAUCAUGUUUCCAUCCCUUUUACUUUUUUUGUAAAGGUAGUAGAGCUUAAUAAUCAAUGUAUGUGGUGAACGAUCUAUCAUUCUCUUCCAUUUGAGUUUUGUAGAUUUCUGGUGCACUUCUUAAUUGAACAUUUUGGGUGCUUUUGUUUUGA